AUGAAAACUUUUCUUAUAAUUUUCUUCGGAAUUCUUGUAUUCCCAAGUGCUUUACUGGCUCCACUCGAACCAUGUUAUAUCGAAUCGAAGGGGAGUUUGAAUUUCCCAGCAAAUUUCAGCUUUGGUGUAUCAACUUCUGCUUAUCAAAUUGAAGGAGGUUGGAACCAAGAUGGAAAGGGUGUGUCUAUUUGGGAUUAUUUCACACAUAAGACUCCUGAAAUAGUAGUAGACGGAUCAAAUGGAGAUAUAGCUGCAGACUCAUAUAAUCUUUUUGAUGAAGAUUUGAAAAUACUCAAGGAUCUUAAGGUUGGUCAUUAUCGGUUCUCAAUAUCUUGGUCAAGAGUUUUCCCAAACGGUGAUGUAUCGUUGAAAAACCAGCCUGGGAUUGAUUAUUACAACGAUAUUAUUGAUAAGCUUCUUGCUAAUGGUAUAACACCCUUCGUAACAAUGCACCACUUCAAUAUUCCGCUAGCGAUUCAGAAAAGAGGAGGCUUUGCAAGUCCGUUAAUAAUUGAUUAUUUUGUAAAUUUUGCAACAGAGUUAUUCGAAAUGUUCGGAGACCGAGUGAAGAAUUGGAUAACUUUCAAUGAACCCUUGAGAUUAUGUCAAAGUGGCUAUGGUAGUGGCCAGAGUCCACCACUCCUAAAUAAUUCCGGUGUGGGAGACUAUCUUUGUAUACAUAAUCUUCUGAAGGCACACGGAGCCUCAUACCGUGUUUAUAAGGACAAGUUUUUCGACAAACAACAGGGUAAAGUAGGCAUUGCUCUUGACACAUCUUAUUACUAUUCAUCUGAUGCGGAUAUUAUUGACCGUGCAAUGCAAUUCAAUGUAGGUUUCUUGACAAAAUUAUAUAUUUCCCUUCUUUAAAAUGGUUCUGUAUCUAGAUUGGUUACCUGGCACAUCCAAUAUUCAGUGAACACGGUGGUUAUCCUGAGGUAAUGGUAAGAGAUAUCACACGAAACAGUCAUGAAGAGGGAAGAUUCAGAUCGCGAUUACCAAGUCUCGAUGGGGAAUGGAAAGAAAUUAUCAGAGGCUCAGCUGAUUUCUUUGGUCUCAAUUACUAUUCGUCGAGUUUAUUAGAACUUCCUUCGGAGCCCUUAGGUCAGAGCCCUUCAUUUGAACGAGAUCUAAAUGUUGAAGUUAUAGGAGACAGUUCAGUUUGUGAUCCAGCAGGUCUGGAAAGUCUGUUGCAUUGGAUAAAGAAAGAGUACAACAAUAUUCCGAUGAUAGUCACAGAAAAUGGUUGGCGUGAUGAGGGGGAAAUUGAAGAUUACAAUAGAACUUAUUACUUGAAAGGACAUUUACAAGCCGUAUUAAAUGCUGUAAAUUCUGGUUGCAAUGUAUAUAGUUAUACUCAUUGGAGUUUACUUGACAACUUUGAAUGGGUGUUUGGAUAUACGCAAAGUUUAGGACUUUAUGGAGUUGAUAGGACUAGCCCUUUAUUAGAACGAUAUGCAAAAAAGUCUGCACGUUUUUACAAAAAAGUCAUAGAAAAAAGAAUAUCACCAAAUCAAUUUGCUGUAUAAAAAUCCAAUUAUUUUUUAAGGUCGAUAAUAAUAAUUAUAUUUAAGCUAC
Molecule: messenger RNA, 1575 nt
Organism: Eupeodes corollae
Lineage: Eukaryota; Metazoa; Arthropoda; Insecta; Diptera; Syrphidae
Product: myrosinase 1-like
Exons: 7
Coding region: 1-867 (288 amino acids)
Biological process (GO): carbohydrate metabolic process
Molecular function (GO): beta-glucosidase activity
Source: RefSeq, a predicted model, not a curated record